Molecule: messenger RNA, 825 nt
Organism: Mucor mucedo
Lineage: Eukaryota; Fungi; Mucoromycota; Mucoromycetes; Mucorales; Mucoraceae
Exons: 3
Coding region: 1-825 (274 amino acids)
Biological process (GO): protein import into peroxisome matrix, docking
Cellular component (GO): peroxisomal membrane; peroxisomal importomer complex
Molecular function (GO): signaling receptor binding
Source: RefSeq, a predicted model, not a curated record
AUGAGACAAGAUCUAUUGCAAUCAGCUCAGGCAUUCUUAACUUCGGAAAGUGUACAGUCAGCUGACAAUGAAAGCAAGAUUCAAUUUCUAAGAAAUAAGGGGUUGCAUGAUGAGGAAAUUAAAGAGGCCUUUAAAAGAGCAGGAGAAGCACUGCAGAUUCCUCGGCCACCACCUCGUCCUUCACUCAUGUCGCAGAGUGUUUAUUACCCAUCUCCUAUUCCCCGCUUGACUGAUAUUCAAAUAGUCAGUUACGCCCUAUUGCUUGCAAUCGGUACCCUUGGCCUCACUGCUUCUAUCACUGUAAUCAUAAAAGCGAACCGAUAUAAACAAAAUGCAGUCGUUUUAAGCCGCAUCAACCAAUGCAUUCAAUCUCAGCAAACAGACGUUACGAAUAGUUUAGAGACAGAGCAAAGCAAACUCAACGAUUCUAUAGAUCGAUUGGUGGAGCUCACUUUACAGUAUAAAGAGAGUCGGAUUAAGCACCAACCUUACAUAGAUUUGAAAUCUAACGUGGAUCAGUUUAAAGAUAUCAUCAUUCAGACCUCUAUGCCGCCAAACUAUGGCUCUUAUAGCACUAGUGUUUUUCCAAAUAAAUGCGGCGAUAGUAUAGAGGCAGUAGUUCAGAAUGUCAAAAGUGAAAUUCGAAGCUUUAAAGGCACGUUGCUGAGCCGAAGAAACUUUCCUGUUGUUACACCGUCGCCAGUGACUCCUACAAUAAGACAUUCGAUUAUACCUGUUCCUGUAGAGCAACCACCUAUUUAUCAUCCUCGAAGAAAAAGAUCGUUCAGGUCCGAACUAGCCCCUUUAGUAAAAGAUACUGCAUAA